GUGUUUCUUCUUCAGCUUCCACGUAGCGUAAACGUUCCGUGGAAGGACUAGACUGUAUGCGCUUCUAUAUCCGUUGGUGCUUGGCUUAGUUGAUCCCAAGUCGUGCUUUACUCAAAACCCCCAAGGUCGGCCUUUAGUAGAAUCACUCUCGUUCCUACUAGUUUUCUUGCCUUCUGCACUCUUCAAUCCUCCUUCCACUCAUUCAUACUUGGUGGUAGUAGCGACAGGCACAAGUCAAUCACAUACCCAUAUACCACAACCAGUCCUUCGCCAUGGACGACCGCAACAAUGGCACUGCCGCCUCCUCGGCUGCCGCAACCCCCUACCUCAGACCUGGCACUCCCGAGAGCGAGGCUAUCACCCCCGCCGCUAGAGCAAACCCUUUCGCAACUCCCUAUGGCUCAAUGCCCGUCUCAGCAGCUGGUUCCUCCACAGCUCUGCAACAACCCCAGCAGAGAUAUUUCCACUCCAGACGUGUGAAGAAGGGCGAAGUUGAGAAGCCUUGGCUCGAGAAGAAGGACCCCAAGGAGAAGUGGGUGACCAUCAUUCCCUGCAUCGGUAUCGCGAUCGGUAUCGCUCUUACUGGUUUCCUCAUCUACGACGGUCUGGCCAGUGUCACCAACCACACUUACUGCUCAGUCUUUGAGGAUGACUUCUCAAAGGGCUUCAACACCAAGUUCUGGAACAAGGAAGUAGAGGUUGGCGGUUUCGGCAACGGCCAAUUCGAGAUGACCACCAACACCGAUGAGAACUCGUACAUUAAAGACGGCGUCCUCGUCCUCAAGCCCACUCUUCAAGAUGCAAAGCUCAUUGAACAGAACAACGUCAUCGACUUGCUCGCUGAUGGUUCCUGCUCUUCCAAUAUCUGGUCCAACUGUAUCACCGGCACCAACGUCACCAACGGUACCAUUGUCAACCCUGUCAAGUCUGCUCGCAUUAGCACCAGAAAUGGUGUAUCCAUCAAGUUCGGUCGCGUUGAGGUUGAGGCCAAGCUUCCCGAGGGUGACUGGCUGUGGCCUGCUAUUUGGAUGCUUCCCAAGGACGAUGUCUACGGUGCAUGGCCUCGUUCGGGUGAAAUCGAUAUCAUGGAGUCUCGCGGAAACAACCACACCUACGCUCAGGGCGGUAAUAAUGUCAUGAGCAGCACUCUGCAUUGGGGUCCCAACUCUGCCAACGACGGUUGGUGGCUCAACAACAACAAGCACGCCGCUCUCCACACCACCUACUCUGCUGGCUACCACACUUUCGGUCUCGAAUGGUCCGAGAAGUACGUCUUCACCUACGUCGACUCUCGUCUUCUCCAGGUCAUGUACGUCAACUUCGACAAGCCUUUCUGGCAGAAGGGUAGAUUCCCCGUCAGUGACAGCAACGGCACCGCUCUUAUGAACCCCUGGGCUGCCACCGGCAAGGACAACACUCCUUUCGACCAAGACUUCUACCUCAUCAUCAACCUUGCCGUUGGUGGUACCAACGGUUGGUUCGAGGACGGUGCCUCUGGCAAGCCUUGGACCGAUGGCAGCACCCUGGCCAGAAAGGAGUUCUGGGAUGCUCGUGACCAGUGGUACCCCACAUGGGAGAAGAACGGACAGAUGUCCGUCAAGAGCGUCAAGAUGUGGCAGCAGAAGGGUUACAACGGUUGCUAGUAGAUUUUCUUACUCUUCAUUUUGAUAGCGCUUUUGUUUUCAUCUUCGGAAUGCGAUACCUCGGAGUUAUGGUCGACAUGGGUUCACCACAAAAGGGUGAUGAUAUGAAUUUUCAGAAUAUAGACAAGAAUCAUCAUUGUAAUUUUCACGAUCAUACACAUCUUCCA
Aureobasidium subglaciale EXF-2481 is the source of this 1810-nucleotide messenger RNA. RefSeq names its product glycoside hydrolase family 16 protein. Gene Ontology annotation, molecular function: hydrolase activity, hydrolyzing O-glycosyl compounds. Gene Ontology annotation, biological process: carbohydrate metabolic process. The coding region runs from base 273 to 1643 and encodes 456 amino acids. The transcript has a single exon. NCBI's taxonomy places the organism in Eukaryota, Fungi, Ascomycota, Dothideomycetes, Dothideales, Saccotheciaceae. The record is from RefSeq and is a predicted model, not a curated record.